ACCACUCCCACCACUGGUCUCUUCUCAGUCCACGGUGCCCCCCCCCCGUCCCGUUGGAGUCGUUGCCCACAUCGAAAGCCAGGAACCAAGCGCUUAGAAUACAUCGCGAUUGGAAGGAUCUCACGCACUCGGAAGGGAUGGGGCCAGCCAGGGCAGACCACACAGCAAUGAGCUGCACCUCCUCGGCGCUGCUGCUCUUCCUCCACCCUGAUCAGUGACCUUUUCUUGGGUGGUAGCGUCGGUCUUUAUGCCGGUCUGUGAGCCCUAGUUCGCCCGGGUCUAAGAGAAUGCGUGUAGCUUGGGAGCGAGAGCGGGAAGAGCACUGUGUAAGGCGUAUGAUUGCGGACACCCACGGCAGGGCAAGACCACAUGGUAGAACAAAUAUGUAUUGAGGGGGCCCAGUCUUCCUGUGCCGAUGACAAGAUCUUCUUGUCGUGUUCCGACGGAUUGGUUCUUCUAUCAACCUUAUUCCCGCCUCGCCGGUCCUGUCCCUGCUCUCUGCUCCCGGGAGCCGUUUGAUGCCAUCGUCCGGAUAUCUGUUGACAGAUCCUUGGGUUUGAUUUAUUCGUUUUAUUUGAUCUGCGAUCAUGUCUCGGUAGCAGGUCGACUGCCAUUUCCUUGUGAUACCUCUAUUGACCUUUCGUGGGUCGGUCAUUGAGUUCAACGAAGACGAAGAGGAAAGAAGAUCGACGAUUCCUACGAAUAACGACCACUACUACGCCUGGAAUAACCUCCGUUGAAUCAUUAGGAUCGCACUAUCAGAUAUGUCAACAACGACAACAACUCAGGCAGGAGGCGGGUUCUCUCUCUUCCCCAACACCAACGUCACACCAAGACCACCUUCAAGGCCGUCGAGAGCUGCGACACCUCAAGGUCGACCUUCGACAUCAACAGAACCAUCAUCGUCCCGGGAGGCAGGAAGGCAAUCGCCAAUUGGACGGGUAGUACUACGGGAAGGGAAGCAAAGGUCGGCUUCAAACUCCAACAACCCUUGGCAGUCAGCGCUAGACUCGGCUCGACAGCAGCGGGAACAUCGAGAGCAACCUCAGGAGCAACCGCAGCGACCACCACUAGUUGAGAACAUGUCAUCGGAUCCAAUCGUCGAAACCAGUGUUGCUGCGCCCAUCUCUGAAGCAGACGCGCCUCCACGCUGUGAGACGACACUGUCCGAGGCAGAGACGCUGGUCGGGCAGCAAAGUAGGGGAGCUCAAAGCUCGUUCGCCAACCCACCGAUUGCAUAUACUCCUGGACCUUUGAACACAGCAACGGUAGCAGCUCCUACCUCCAUCCCCGAACCACCACAACCACCACAACCACCACAACCACCACAACCACCACAACCACCACAGCCAGCUGCCAUUCGAUCGAUAUUCCCACGAUAUAACCCCGAACUGCCCCUAGAUCGUCAGGACUACUACCCUACCCAGGCCAGUCCUACACAUAUUCCCCAGUCCGCCAUCAGCAGACCCAUGUACUCAGCCCGUGACACCGAUCAGCAAAGUGAAGUUGGCACCAAUGCUGGUACAAAUGGUCCCAGUCAUCCCAGAAAUCGGCCGGUAGCCAACCCGUCCGUGACCUCUGGAUCCGCCAACCAACGGUGGCCUGUAACGCGCAGCCAUGAGCCGCCAGUGAUACCGACGGUGAACACCACCGAGGAACUUCGUGGUCUUUGGAAAGCCGCCAACGGAUGGCGAGCCACGCAGCUCGAAGGCCGGAAAUACUGCCUGAAAAUGGCGUCGGACGCCUACGCGCCCGUCUACACGCUCUCCUCAUCCUCCAAUCAGCCCUUCUACUGCCUGCGGGUCGACCCGACCUCUGCGUCCGCCCUGGUCUCGCUCUCGCGCUACGACCCCAACAAGACCUUCAAGGGUGACAAGUCCACCAGCGCGGCGGUGGGAAUCUCCGCCGCCUCGGCCGUGGCCUCUUCUGCUUCUUCCUCCACCUCUUCGGCGUCCUCCUCGCCUAUUCCGAGCGCCCGCGCCUCGUCCAGCACGCCCUCCCCCCGUCCUUCAUCCGUCUUCUCCCGCAACCCAAACGGCUCCGGCGGGGCGUUGGGCGGCGCCAGCAGCAAGAGCACCAAGACCAAGAAACACGACGCGAAGCACUGGCAAGAAGUAAUCUCCACCACCCUCGAGGCCGCCACGCGCAAGCAGCCGCCCAACGACGGGUUAGUCGCACAGCUAUGGCCCCUCACAGCGGCGCGCCUGGUGUCGGACCGGGCCACGACCGACGCGGCGACGGUGGCGGCAGCCGAGAAUGAGUGCGGCCGGCUGGUAUGGGACUCGGAUUCGGGCAACCACUACCUGGUGCACGCGGCCCUGGCGAUGCCAUUCUGCAUCACGGUCGAGCGCAACGCGGCCUAUAGCCGCACCGAGUACACGCUCGAGCACAUCGAGUCGCCCAACCACCUGGGCCGGCUGACGCGGGAUGGGACGGGCCAGGGAUGGCUGGAGAUUGAUACGGCGAUUGCGAGCCAUGUCGAGGCAGUGUACCUGAUCGAUGUGGCCAUUGCUGCACUGGUGCUGGUGGCGCAUGCUGAUGAGCAGUUUACGCGCGUGGAGACUUUUGAGCCGCCACCGUCGUUGUUGCGGGGUGCUGGUGGUGGUGGUGGUGCCGGCGUUGGAGGAAGCCAGAGGUCGAGCUUGGCGGAGUCCUUGUCGUCUGUGCUGAGAAGGAAUACCUCGGAUGAGAAGAACGGCAAUAAGGAUGAUAAGAAGAAGAGGAAGAAGAGGGAGAAGGACUUGGUCAAGGGGAUCAAGACCCGGGUCGAGCAGUUUGAGCUCGAUAUCGAGGCACAGGUGAAUGCGGAUAUGAAGGCCAAGAACGAGAAGAUGCCGGGUUGCACAAGGGGGCUUAUUGCCGUCUUGAAGUUUGCUUUUAAGGCGAUUAUCUGGUGUGCGACAUUGGUGUUUAAGGUGUUUAUGCUGCUCAUAAAAGGAUGCGGAAAGGGAGCACGCUGAAAUUAUAUCCUGAAUCAGAAAAGGAUGAUAGCAACCCAAGCAACUUGGCAAUACCCCAACAAGGACACAAUGAAACUGACAGCUGGAGGUCCAGAGAAAAAUCAUGCUGAUGGAGCUCAUGAAAAGGUGUAUAAUUUUUGCAGGCGUUUUGAUGAUGGGUCGGGUAUUAUUGUGGUUGGUAUUUUGCAUCAUCAUCAUCAACCGUACAAACAGCAGUAGCUAUGGGAGCUACCUAGCUGUCUUUAUAGACGGAUUUGAAUGAAACCCUCAGAAGGGACUAUUUGUGUUGAUGUCGUCAAUUCGCUCCUUGAAAAAAAUUGAACCCAGUGAAAAAUCGGAAACAGGAAGAAAUAGCCCAACAGUAAGAUAAGGGAACCGAGAGAGAGGGGAAAAAAAACGGAAACCUUCUGUUGAGUCC
Neurospora crassa OR74A is the source of this 3378-nucleotide messenger RNA. RefSeq lists its product as hypothetical. The record is from RefSeq and is a predicted model, not a curated record. NCBI's taxonomy places the organism in Eukaryota, Fungi, Ascomycota, Sordariomycetes, Sordariales, Sordariaceae. The transcript is spliced from 2 exons. The coding region runs from base 765 to 2960 and encodes 731 amino acids.